AUGACUUUUCUAAUAUUUUGUGUCUCCUCAUGUCAUGUAUUUGUUGACAUGAUAGUCGAUGCUUUUAUUUUGAAAGGGGCUUGGAACGGUAAGGUGACUGACGCAAAACGGUAGAAGUAGCGCGGCCGUUGGGGCAGAGAAAGUUGACAUGAACGAGUCGGAGUGAAGGGGAGAUAGUUGGGGUGUGAUUCAGGGUGACAAUCGGUUGGUUGGCGCUUGGUUGAUGAGGGAACAAGCUCUUACGGUGAGUUCACAAUAAAAGGCUGUUCAAUAAAGGACUGUGAACCAUCAGUUUAAGAGACCAUCUUAUUCAACCGGGACGCUACAGUAAGAGCUUGACCCAAGCUGAGAAGAGCUUCACCCCGAGCUAAGAAGAAGUUCAAUCAUUCUCAGCACCAAGGUCCCAGUGAAAGCCACAUUAAGGUUCCAGCUUCACGGCUCCAAGUAAGGUCUUCUGGGAUUUGAUGGUCAACGGUAUAGCCCUGUCCUCAGCAUGGAAGCAUCUGAAAAGGAAACAGAGUACACAGAGGACCUACCUGUCAACGAGGAAGAGGAGCCUCCAUGCUCUGUUCGUCAAAAGAAGCCCACAGAAAAAAUGCGAGCAUAUCAGGAGGAGGAGGCCCACAAAAAGGAAAAACGUCUAAUCAAAGUUUAUAAUCAAUGGAAAAGGCAAGUACGUAUGGCACGAGAGCAAUUAAAAGGAGACAUAACAAACAGUCAAAUUGCUUCACUCAUGGACAUCUUAGAAAAAGAAAGAGAUGGCGUCAUAAACUUAUAUACAGAAAUAAGGGAAAUCAUUACUCCCUGUAGUGACACAAGGCGACUUAUAGAUGCAUGCGAAGCAGUCACCAAUGACAUUAUCAGAGUUGCAUAUGAAAGACUCUCAGGCAUAGAUGACUAUGACAGUGGGAAAGUGAAGGCUCGUCUACGUGAACUUCUUAAUCCAGACUAUGCUCAAUCCAUUUACAGUUCUUCUAUCACAUACUUAAGUAAACGCUCAGACGCCAGUAAUUCAAACUCUGCAAGGUCAGUAGUAGCUGUAAAGAGAGCAGAGGCUGCAGCUGAGUUGGCAGCCAAGGAGGCAGAGUAUGAAGUGUUAUUAGAAGAAGAAAAACAAAGAGAAAGGAUUCAACUUUUGGAGGAAAGACAGAGAAAGGAGCUAGAAUCUCAAAAACGUGAAUUAGAGAGAUUAAAAGCUGAAAAAGAGUUAAAGGCUGCUCGAGCUAGAUUAAUAACUUAUGACCAUGAGAUAAAGAGUGAGAGCAGUGUUCAUGUUGACAGUACCAGAGCAGCUCAGAAGGCUUCCAUAGUUUCUGCUCCCAUUCAAGUCCCUAAAAGCAACAUUGUGUCCACCUCACCUCCACAAGCAGAUGUUCUUUAUUUAGCCCAAGCAUUACAGGACAGUGUUACCAUGAACAGACUGCCAAUGCCCGAGCCUUCCACUUUCACAGGUGACCCAAUAGAGUUCAUCGAGUGGAAAGCUUCAUUUGCUGCACUCAUUGAUAAAAGGAACAUAUCACCUGCAGACAAGCUGUACUACUUAAAGAAAUAUGUAGGGGGUUCAGCUCGACAAACACUUGAUGGCAUCUUCUACAGAAAUGACAGUGAUGCUUACCAGGAUGCAUGGGAACGCCUCAACCAAAGGUAUGGACAUCCAUUUAUUGUACAAAAAGCGUACAGAGAAAGACUGGCAAAAUGGCCAAAGAUACAAACAAAUGACUCUGCAGGAUUUAGAGCAUUUGCUGACUUCAUUCAAACAUGUCAUGAAGCUAUGCCACACAUAGAAGGUUUAAGCAUUCUCAAUGAUUGUGAGGAGAACCAAAAACUUGUUCAAAAAUUACCUAACUGGGCAGCUGCAAGGUGGAAUCGUCAGGCCACUCAGUACAUGAAAGAAAAUGGGAAGUUUCCAAGUUUAAGGCACUUUACUGAGUUCAUGUCUUCUGAAGCUGAGAUUGUGUGCAAUCCCAUCACGUCAUUUCAGGCUCUCCACUCAACAGACGUCACCAAAACCACCAGUAAAGUUUACCAGAAAGAAAAAAGGCCCACCUCCAGUGUUCUCCAUACGCAAGUGGUAACAGAAACGGAAAGCACAAAACAAAGGUCAAAUAUUAAACCACCAUGCAUGCUCUGUCAAGACAACGGACACAAGCUUCACAGUUGUCCUCAGUUCAAAGGCAAAUCACUUGAGGAACGAAGAAAAUGCAUAAAAGAUAAAAGACUUUGUUACGGUUGUCUCAAACCCGGACACAGCGCAAAGGACUGUCGUUACCGACUUGCAUGUGAAAUAAACCAAUGA
Xiphophorus hellerii (green swordtail) is the source of this 2296-nucleotide messenger RNA. RefSeq lists its product as uncharacterized. The transcript has 3 exons. The coding region runs from base 494 to 2296 and encodes 600 amino acids. NCBI's taxonomy places the organism in Eukaryota, Metazoa, Chordata, Actinopteri, Cyprinodontiformes, Poeciliidae. Gene Ontology annotation, molecular function: nucleic acid binding; zinc ion binding. The record is from RefSeq and is a predicted model, not a curated record.